UUGCUCCACAUGAAGAGUAAUAAAUACCUGACGGUGAACAAGCGUCUGCCGGCUCUGCUGGAGAAGAACGCCAUGCGGGUGACUCUGGACGGGACGGGGAACGAAGGCUCCUGGCUCUUCAUCCAGCCCUUCUGGAAGCUCCGCGCCAACGGGGACAACGUGGUGGUGGGAGAUAAAGUGAUCCUGAACCCGGUGAACGCCGGUCAGCCGCUCCACGCUUCGAACUACGAACUCACCGACCACCCGGGCUGCAAGGAGGUGAGACACAUAAUACUCACA
Plectropomus leopardus (leopard coralgrouper) is the source of this 279-nucleotide messenger RNA. The record is from RefSeq and is a predicted model, not a curated record. Lineage: Eukaryota; Metazoa; Chordata; Actinopteri; Perciformes; Serranidae.